Messenger RNA from Mobula hypostoma (lesser devil ray), 3644 nucleotides. RefSeq names its product ADAM metallopeptidase with thrombospondin type 1 motif, 18 (gene adamts18). Gene Ontology annotation, molecular function: metalloendopeptidase activity. Gene Ontology annotation, cellular component: extracellular matrix. The record is from RefSeq and is a predicted model, not a curated record. Gene Ontology annotation, biological process: proteolysis; extracellular matrix organization. The coding region runs from base 238 to 3321 and encodes 1027 amino acids. NCBI's taxonomy places the organism in Eukaryota, Metazoa, Chordata, Chondrichthyes, Myliobatiformes, Myliobatidae. The transcript has 21 exons.
UCACGGUGUACACGCUGGGUCUGGAUGGGGUCACAGAGAGACCCGUGCCCGCCUCCCAAGCGAACUGCUUCUAUCAGGGGUCCGUUAGAGACCACGGUUCUUCUUCGGUGGCCGUGUCCACGUGUGGGGGCUUGUCAGGUUUAAUACGGAGCCAAGAAAAUGAAUACCUUAUAAUUCCAUUGCCUCAUCACCUGGCACCGAGACACAACUACACCUCAGCUGCCGGGCAGCGACCUCAUGCCCUCUACAAGCGAUCAGUGGAGCAGAGGCUACAGCAGCACCUGGUGGGUAGAGAACCAGAUCACCAGCAUCACUAUCUCCAUUCUUCCCGUCACCAACAGCACAAGUACCACCAGCGAGAGAGAGACCAAAAGCAGCACUACUGUGGGCGGCGAAAGAAAUGUAUACAUGCCUCGACCUCCAGCGGAGGGUAUCCACAUCCUGCCCGAUGAAUACAGCCCCAGGGGCAGGUUAAAGCGCACUGCCCUUAAUUCACGGAAGAACCAGGGGCUGACCGUCGAGACUCUGGUGGUUGCGGACAAAAAAAUGCUGGAGAAGCAUGGCCAGGAGAACAUCACCACCUACAUCCUGACUGUCAUGAACAUGGUGUCCAGUCUUUUCAAAGAUGGGACGAUCGGAAGUGACAUAAAGAUUAUGGUUGUGAGCCUGUUGCUCUUGGAAAAGGAUCCACCCGGGUUGGUGAUCAGCCAUCAUGCAGACCAGUCGCUGAACAGCUUCUGCCAGUGGCAGUCGAGGUUGAUGGGCAAGGACGGCAAGCGACAUGACCACGCCGUGCUGCUCACCGGGUUGGACAUCUGCUCCUGGAAGAAUGAGCCUUGUGACACCUUGGGCUUUGCUCCGAUCAGUGGGAUGUGCAGCAAGUAUCGAAGCUGCACCAUCAACGAGGACACAGGAUUAGGCCUAGCUUUUACCAUCGCUCAUGAAUCCGGACAUAACUUUGGCAUGAUUCACGACGGAGAAGGGAAUCCAUGUCGGAAAACCGAGGGGAAUAUCAUGUCUCCCACCCUGGCUGGGAACAAUGGGAUCUUCUCAUGGUCUGUGUGUAGCAGGCAGUACCUCAGCAGAUUCCUCAGUACAGCUCAGGCUUCUUGCCUGGUCGAUGAACCGAAGCAGCUCUACGAGUACCAAUACCCAAGCCUGCUACCCGGCCAGCUCUACGAUGCAGACACACAGUGCAAGUGGCAGUUUGGAUCAAAGGCUAAGCUGUGUUCCCUCGACUUUGUGAAGGAUAUUUGCAAAGCUCUUUGGUGUCACAGGAGUGGCCACAGAUGUGAAACUAAGUUUAUGCCAGCUGCAGAGGGAACAGUGUGUGGACCUAAUAAGUGGUGCCGGCGAGGUCAGUGCCUGAAACUGGGUGACAACGGGCCCAAGCCCAUCAACGGUCAGUGGUCCGGCUGGUCAGAGUGGUCGGAGUGCUCCCGGACCUGCGGCGGUGGAGUGUCCUACCGGGAGAGACACUGCAACAAUCCAAAGCCUCAGUACGGUGGCAAGUUCUGCCUGGGAUCCACCCGGACCUAUCAGAUGUGCAACAUCCAGGCCUGCCAAGGCAACAGCGUUGAUUUUCGAUCUCAGCAGUGCGCCGAGUACAACAGCAAGCCCUUCAGGGGGUGGUAUUACAAGUGGAAGCCCUACACAAAGGUCGAUGAUGAAGAUGUUUGCAAGCUGUAUUGCAUUGCUGAGGAUUUUGAUUUUUUCUUCGCCAUGUCCAACAAAGUGAAGGACGGAACCCGUUGUGUUGAGAACAGAUUUGAUGUCUGCAUUGACGGCAUGUGUGAGGCAGUGGGGUGUGACCGAGUUCUGGGGUCAAAGGCCACCAUGGAUGCUUGCGGAGUGUGCAACGGAGAUAAUUCAACUUGUAAAUUCUUUCAAGGGCAAUAUCUUCAGCAGCACCGGGCGAACGAGUACUACGCUGUUGUUACUGUUCCCGCCGGGGCUCGCAACAUCCACGUGCACGAGCUGGAGAUCUCCACUAGUUACCUGGCUGUGCGCAACCUGACGGGCAAGUACCACCUGACCGGAGAUUGGACCGUCGACUGGCCAGGGAAGUUCGUCUUCGCGGGAGCCCAGUUCAGCUACCAGCGUUCUUUUGACAAACCCGAGAGCCUGUAUUCAGCCGGACCGACUAAUGAGUCGCUCGUCUUUGAAAUCCUGUUACAAGGCAAGAAUCCAGGUAUUGCGUGGGAGUACACUUUACCCAAGUCUGCUAAUGAAAGCAAGGCUACUGUGCUGAGGCACAACUACACCUGGGUGGUCGUGAGAUCAAGUUGCUCUGCAUCGUGUGCUGGAGGAAAAAUGGUGACCAUGGCCUAUUGUCUGCAGGACCACCUCAUUCAGGUCAACACCAGCUUGUGUACAGCACACACAAGACCUGUGACAGGAACAGUUAGCUGUAACACUCAGCCAUGUCCUGCAAGCUGGUCUACGGGCAAGUGGGAUGAGUGCAGCAGGUCCUGCGGGGGUGGGGAGCAGACUCGCCAGAUCCAAUGCUUCCGCAAGGUGGCCUUCCAACAUGACCAGGCCGUGCCUCACUCCAUGUGCCCCAUGGUGACACCCCCUCGAGUACAGCCCUGCAACGCCCACGACUGCCCUCCUGAAUGGAGCACGGGAGCAUGGACCCAGUGUUCCAAAACCUGUGGCCGGGGAUUGAGAAAGCGCAACGUCUACUGCAGAAGCACAAACCCAACGUCCAAACCGCACACCGUCCCGGACAGCCUGUGUAGUCAGGAAACAAAGCCGAAGAAUCAGGAGGUGUGCGUGCUGCGGAGGUGCCCGAAGAAUGACCGACUGAGGUGGAUCACAUCAGCCUGGACGGAGUGCUCGGUGUCCUGCGGUCCUGGCGUACAAAAACGGGAGCUGAAGUGCAGCGAGAAAAGUCUGUCGGGAAAGUAUGUCCCCUUCCCUCAGAGGAGAUGUCGGCACCUGCCCAAGGCAAAAGUCGAUCUUGAACGAGCGUGUAACCUGGGUGUCUGCCCCAAUCCCUCCAUGAACCAAAUCCUUAAUAAUGCCGCACCAGCAUGGUACGCGUCGCCAUGGCAACAGUGUACAGUAACGUGUGGGGGAGGAGUCCAGAUCCGUACCAUGCAUUGCCUGCGGCAGGGGAGGCCCUCGGUGGGAUGCCUUGUCCACCAGAAACCAGCCAUGUCGAGAGCUUGUAAUACAGUCUUCUGUCCAUCACCCAGGAAAGAUCUCAGCUGUGUGGACUACUUUAGCUGGUGUCACCUGGUCCCACAGCAUGGUGUCUGUGGCCACAAGUUCUAUGGCAGGCAGUGCUGCAAGUCCUGCAACAAAACCAAUCGAUAGCGACCAGCGUCACAGCCGCCGUGCUCACCUCGACCUCCUCUCUUAAACACCCCCCCUCCUUUCCCCACGGCUCUCCCCAACAAGAUUAUUUAUUGGCCGCGGUCAAGAAGGAUUGACUUCGCCCAACAAAGGGGUGGAUGCCUAAGUCAACGCCUCCUGUGGUCCUUUAUUGAGGUGGUUGAGGGACUGAUUUGGACAAAGGUCAGUAGGCUGUUAUGUCACCCUUUCCAAUGAUUGAUGGGCCAUUGGCAUCCAGCAGGACUUGAAGGACUAAUAACGAAGAUGAGAUGAUCAGUUGGUGCUAUAUAGACUUUGAAACUCUA